Messenger RNA from Leptosomus discolor (cuckoo roller), 1009 nucleotides. Lineage: Eukaryota; Metazoa; Chordata; Aves; Leptosomiformes; Leptosomidae. The record is from RefSeq and is a predicted model, not a curated record.
GAAUUUUGCCCGUGGAUCCUGUCGGUGGGGCCAGAGCUGCCGCUUCUCCCACGACAUAAAGUCAACCCACGUCUGCGGGCACUUCCAGAGCGGGUUUUGCAGCUACGGAGAGCGGCGCGGCUAUGAGCAUAGCCAAGAGGAGCCGGUGGGGUCCCAUUACAGCCCCGUGCCCCUCGGCCACUGGGGCUCGGAGCCCGGCUGUGUGCCUGCAACAGUGGCCCGGGGCUGGAGGGGAGCCCAGCGCAGCUCGGCCUGCCCUGUCCCCGCUGUGACGCACCUUGCCUUCAAGUUCAUGAGCAUGGAGGUUGAGGAGGAAGAGAAAGACAAGGAGAGCGUCCCAGCACCUGAUAACGUCCCCCGCAGGGCCAUUGGCAGAAAAUCUGUCCCUGCACGAGCUCGGCGUGCCUCAGGCCAGGGCAGUGAUGGAGCCAGGGGGCUGCUCUGCUUGCAGGUCCCCGUGGAGCCGGGCGCUGCAGCGGCCCUGGCCCCCACCGCGGCACUGAGGGCGCGGAGCGAGGCCGUGGUGUGCGGCAUCUGCAUGGAGCGGGUGUACGAGAAGGCGCUGGCGGGGGGGCGGCUCUUUGGGAUCCUCCCAAACUGCAGCCACGCGUACUGCGUGGGCUGCAUCCGCAAGUGGCGUCGCAGCCGGGACUUCCAGAGCACGGUCAUCAAGGCCUGCCCGGAGUGCCGGGUCACCUCCAGUUACUACAUCCCCCACAAAUACUGGGUGUCGGAGGUGGGCGAGAAGGAGAAGCUCAUCGAAACCUUCAAGGCACGGAUGGGGAAAAUCCGGUGCAAGUUCUUUGUCCGGAAUCGCGGCCGCUGCCCGUUCCAGUCCGACUGCCUCUACCUCCACGAGCUGCCCGAGUGCAGCCCUUCUCCCUCGGAGAGCUCUGACGAGGAGGAUGAGGAGCUCUGCAUGUGGGCUUUCACCCUGGCUGAGAUGAACUUUCGGUACUCGCGUUACGGCGCCGAGAUGUUCUUCUCCGGCUUCAGCGACUCCGACUAA